GUAAAAAAAGGGGGAAGAGAAUAGAGAGAAGUUAGGACCUGUUUGUUUGGGGAGCGAGAAAAGAGGAGGAAACAAUGGGCGAGGUAUCUGAAACCAUGACGAAGAGGAAGAAGAAGGGACGUCCAUCUCUUUUGGAUCUUCAAAAGCGAUCCCUCAAAAAACAACAGCAAAAGCACCGACAAAACCCCAAUUUAACCAAUUCCUAUUCCAACGUUGACGACGACGACGACGAACGCAAACAGAAGAAGCACAAGCUAUUGGUCGGUCUCAAUUCCCACCUCCAUCAUCCAACAUUAUCGCCAUUCAAUUCUGAUCCCGACGCCGCCCACAAGAGGCGCAAGAUUGGAUCAGAUGAAACGGAUGGGAAGGUUCCGAAAGCGACUGACAGUAAACAUGGUUCGCAGGGGGAGGCCGGUCCCACUACACCUUUGCCAGACAAAAAGCUCUUGCUGUUUAUCCUUGACAGACUUCAAAAAAAGGACACACAUGGGGUAUUCUCUGAGCCCGUGGAUCCAGAAGAGCUUCCUGAUUAUCAUGAUAUCAUUAAACACCCGAUGGAUUUUGGAACUGUGAGGAAGAAAUUGGAUGGGGCAGUUUAUACCAACUUAGAACAAUUUGAGAAAGAUGUGUUCUUGAUAUGCUCUAAUGCGAUGCAAUAUAAUUCACCGGAUACUAUCUACUACCGACAGGCCCGAGCCAUGCAGGAGAUGGCAAGGAAGGACUUUGAGAAUCUGAGACAAGAUAGUGAUGAUAGUGAACCGCAACCCAAAAUUGUGCACAGAGGAAGGCCACCUGGGAAGCACCCAAGAAAGUCGCUGGGCAUGUCGCCUUCUGAGCGUGUUGGUCCUGAAUCUUCUUCUGAUGCAACUCUUGCUUCUGGUGGGGAUAUUGCCAGUGGCUCCAAUGGUUAUAAUCUUAGGAAAGGACCAAGCAAAUUUCAGCCUGCAGAUUCAUCUGCCAGGGCCUCCAACAGCAACUUUAACGGUGGAGGUUAUACUAGUUGGUUGUCUGAAUGGGAGAAUGAAUUUCCAGCUUCUGUUUUAAAAGCUGUGUUAAGGUAUGGAAAGAAGCAGUUUGAGGUUGAUGAGACCAGGCGUGACACUUACAAAAAUCCAUCACCUUUAGGGAAUGAACCACCAAUGUUAACUGCAGUUGAAGAUGAAUUCAAGCAACUUCUUGCAGUAGGUUUACAUGUGAAGCAUAGCUAUGCUAGAAGUCUAGCCCAUUUUGCGGCAGAUCUUGGUCCUGUUGUUUGGAGGAUUGCUGCAAGGAAAAUCAGCAGUGUUUUGCCAGUAGGACAUGAAUUUGGUCCUGGAUGGGUAAGUGAAGAUGACGUGUCACAGAGGCAACACUUGCCAGUUUGUGAUGAGGAGAGAACUUCAGACCCUCCUGUAUCAGAGGAUUAUAGAAGCAAGUUUUCUUCUCCAUCUGGAACCUUCCCUCUUGCAAAUAGAUCAUGCUUGCAAAGUAGAGACAUGGUAGAAAAUAGAGAGUUGAAAUACCAAAAUGAGUUGAAUCCGGUCAACAGCAUUGGUGGAGGGAUUGGAUCCACAACUCCAGCAAGGAUUCAGCAGGAAUCCAUGGUGCACUCUGAUGAUUUUGGUUCAAAUGAUUGGUUAGGUUCUAAUUUUCCCCCUCAAAUGAAAAUGGUAAGACUUGCUGACCUUACUGGGUCAACGAGUGCUGGUAAUGCUCCUCAAAUGUUUGAAAUGGAUCCUGUAAGCAGCCGCAUUGGGCAUACCAAUAUCAAUCCUCCUCUUAAGGACCAGUACUUCAACAAACAAAGUCAAUUAGAUUCUGGAAAUUCAUUGACCCGGGAAUCUGGAUUUGAGUCGCAAAGUUGGUCUCAAAGUGUUGCUGGAAAAUCAUCUUGGCAGGGAUUGGAAGUUCCUACUAAACAGAAUUCUUUUUCACUUGCUAAUGACUUAAAUGGAAAGGUUGGAACAGCAAAUUCACCUAGUUCCAACGCCGAAACUGGUUCUCAGUUGCAGCCGAAUUUGGCAUUACAGCUAUGAUGAUAUAUUAUUUUUUUGGAUUGAAUCCUCUCUCAUAUUGCUUACUAACAUGAUAUUGUCAUGUUAUAGGAAAGAGAGACACAAUUUAAUGAACCUUUUCCAUAUCAGAAGCAUGUAGAAGCAGAGCUUUUUCUUUUGAAUUUUUGUUGUUGACUUCAUAAUAGAGGUUAGUUUACAGUUGAUUUGGUAUUGGCCAAGUCUUUAUGACUUACGUGUGAUUGAGACGUUAAAUGUUCAACAUUUCUAAUUCACUUUUUCCCCUCCUUUGAUACAUCUUUUUGGAUAACAAUAUUCUUUUAUUUCAUUUUCGUUGUAACAAAUAAAAAUAUAAUGAUUAUAAUAUUAA
Abrus precatorius (Indian licorice) is the source of this 2361-nucleotide messenger RNA. RefSeq lists its product as uncharacterized. Bases 75 to 2015 code for a protein of 646 amino acids. Gene Ontology annotation, molecular function: protein binding. The transcript is spliced from 9 exons. The record is from RefSeq and is a predicted model, not a curated record. Lineage: Eukaryota; Viridiplantae; Streptophyta; Magnoliopsida; Fabales; Fabaceae.